UUCUCCUUCACUGCCCUAAAAUCCCACCUCCUCUCUCCUCGUUUCGGGCCUUCAUGUCUGGCGCUCGCGAAAAAGGAAAAAGAAGAUAAUUGCGAUUCCAGUUUCCUGAUUUAACUUGGAGAAAAAAGCCCUCAAAAGCUGGGUGCAUCAAAAGCCUCAGACCCCCAACGUCGCAUCACUACAGAAAGGAACGAAGUAAAAACCCACCGUCCAUCUCCCCUUACUUACUCCGCAUCUUCCUCUCUGUCCCUCGCGCUUUUCGCUUUCUUUCACCGCUUGCCCAAAACCCUAAAGCCGGAGCGCAGAGAGAGAGAGAGAGAGAGAGAGAGAGCUUUUUCCUCCGGUCACCGUCUCCGGCGUGCUGUUCCCGGGAGCCAGGCUUAGCCGAGGGGGCGUUCCGAAGUGGGUAGGUUUCGCUCAUGGGAUGCAGCAACUCCAAGCUCGACCGCCUCCCCGCCGUCUCCCUCUGCCGCGACCGCACGAAGCUCCUCGAGGACGCGCUCCACCGUAGCUACGCCCUCGCCGACGCCCACGUUGCCUACCUCCACUCCCUCCACUCGGUCGGCGCCGCCCUCCGCUGCCUCUCUGAUCAGAGCCCCCGCCAGACCGACGGCGGGAGGUCGUCGAAGCCGCCCGCUCGCGUCGCCGCCGCACCGCCCGAUCACUCCCCCUCCUCCUCCUCCGGCUCGACCUCCUCGUCCGGCUCUCACAUCCACUUCGACGACUCCGAGGACGAAGACAACGAUGACCACAUCAACAACAACGUCACGAGCUCGACCGCUCCUCUUUUGGGGAGCGAUGCCCGCGGUGUCGGCGAGCAAGACGAUUACUACAACCCCGAAUCGUUGAAUCCGUUCUUCGAGAAAUUCGUGUCGAUCAGUUACAUGAAGAGUCAGCCUGCUCAAUCCAUUACUCACACUCUUCCGGUUUACGAUCAUUACAACGACCAUAACGAGACCAGUCAGACCUAUUAUUAUCGUUCUUCGCAGCACGAUGGCCAUUUGGUGCCGAAAGCGCCGCCGCCCCCGCCUCCUCCGCCGCCCCCAACCGACUCGACGUGGGACAUUCUGAAUUUCUUCGACGGGUACGACGGAUACGCAGAGCCUGUUGCUAGUCACAACAGAUCGAAGGAAGAGAGCAAAGUUCCGAAGGAAAUCACUCAUGGAGAUCAUGGAGUUACUGUUGAGGGAAUGGAAGCAGGACAGAGGGAGCACGUAAAGAGCAAUUACUACGUUAAAGUGCCUUCAGUUUCCGUGUCGGAGAAAGUUGAACCCAGAGAGAGGUGCAGUUAUUCUGCUGAACCGAAAGAUGGAGAAAGCGGAAGAGACGUGUCCGAGAUCAUCGAAGAAGUUGAAUCUCUCUUUAAAGCGGCUUCGGAGUCCGGCGACAAGGUCUCAAGACUGCUCGACCUCGCAAGGUUUCGUUACCACCACAAGAACGGCGUCUACCAAGCUCCAAGCAAGACAACGUUGCAUGCGAUAGCCACGUCGCGAGCAAGCCUCGCUGCGAAAGCAGAGGGCGCAUCUGCAAAAGGGGAUGGGGACCGAGACGCGGAUGCGGUGGUGGGCUCGCCCGGGAAUUUCUCGGGCACCUUGAAGAAGCUGUGCAUGUGGGAGAAGAAGCUCUACAGUGAAGUCAAGGCUGAGGAAAAGUUGCGCGUAAUGUAUGGGAAGAAGUGUAGGGAGCUGAGCCAGAUGAGCAACAAAGGCGCCGAGGCGGGUAAAAUCGAAGCGACUCGGGCCAUGACCCGAGCAUUGUCCACAAAACUGCAGAUCGCAAUUCACGUCAUUCACAAGAUUUCCAUCAAAGCGAACAAGCUCAGGGACGACGAGCUCUGGCCUUGGAUCCAGCAGCUCCUUCAUGGAUGGUUGGAGAUGUGGAAGUCUAUGGAAGAGUGCCACAGGGGUCAGUGCAGGGCAGUUGCGAAAGCAAAGAACUUGGACUCGAUUUUAUCUACCCCGAAACAAAUUGAUGCGGACCAUCUUCAGGAGCUCGUCCAGAUCAAGCUUGAGAUUCAGAACUGGACCUUAUGCUUCUCUAACUGGGUCUUUGCCCAAAAGGGUUGCAUCAGAGCUUUAAAUAGCUGGCUCACGCGGUGCCUUCCGCAUGAACCGGAACAGACACCAGAUGGUGUCGCCCCCUUCUCCCCCGGCAGAAUUGGAGCGCCGCCAGUUUUCGUGAUCUGCAACCAGUGGUCACAAUCUCUGGACAAGCUAACCGAGAAGAAGGUUGUCGACGCGAUGAAAGAACUUAUGUCGACCGUCAAUAAGAUCUACGAGCAACACUUCGCGACAUUGCAGCAGAAAAUGUCAGCAGAUAAAGAAAUGGAGAGGAAGGUUAAGUUAAUAGAGAGGACGGAGCAGAAGAUUCACAAGGAGAUGCAAGCCAAGGACCAAUCUGCGGUAUUGAAGUUUCGGGAAGAUUCUGCUGCUCCCCUAAGCGCUCGAGGUGGAGUUACAGCUGGGAGUAGCGUGCAGUCAUGUCUCAAGCACAUAUUCAAGGCCAUGGAGAUUUUCUCAGCAGAUUCCGUGAGAGCAACUGAAGAGCUAUGUACACGUGCCAAAGAAUACCCGAGUUCUCGACAAAGCUCGAAACGUUUCUGAUCAUAAAGCCUCGCAAUGUCCCUCUAUUUGGAGAUCUUUUUUUUUCUGAGGAAAGGACCAAGUGAACAAAAAAACAUGUAUUCUUAUUGCAUGCUUGUAGCUACCCUGACAUAAUAAAGCUCGCAGAGAGCAAUAUUUAUGAUGCUCAUGCUUCAAUAAUAUACAGAGUGAUAUGGGGAAGAGAUGCUUUUAUGAA
Molecule: messenger RNA, 2799 nt
Organism: Eucalyptus grandis
Lineage: Eukaryota; Viridiplantae; Streptophyta; Magnoliopsida; Myrtales; Myrtaceae
Exons: 4
Coding region: 420-2603 (727 amino acids)
Source: RefSeq, a predicted model, not a curated record